This is a messenger RNA of Saccharomyces kudriavzevii IFO 1802, 318 nucleotides long. RefSeq names its product protein translocase subunit TIM13 (gene TIM13). NCBI's taxonomy places the organism in Eukaryota, Fungi, Ascomycota, Saccharomycetes, Saccharomycetales, Saccharomycetaceae. The coding region runs from base 1 to 318 and encodes 105 amino acids. The record is from RefSeq and is a predicted model, not a curated record. The transcript has a single exon.
AUGGGUCUAUCAUCUAUCUUUGGCGGAGGGGCACCAUCUCAACAAAAGGAAGCGUCUACAAAUGCUAGGACUGCGUCAAACCCUAUAGCUAAGGAACUAAAGAACCAAAUUUCUCAAGAACUGGCUGUGGCUAAUGCGACUGAAUUGGUAAACAAAAUUUCUGAAAACUGUUUUGAAAAAUGCCUAAAUUCUCCUUAUAGUUCCCGGAAUGACGCAUGUAUUGACCAGUGCUUAGCAAAAUAUAUGAGAAGUUGGAAUGUCAUAUCAAAGGCUUACAUCUCUAGAAUCCAAAACGCCUCUGCUUCUGGCGAGAUUUGA